This is a messenger RNA of Leucoraja erinaceus (little skate), 3992 nucleotides long. It is a transcript of the gene pcif1, whose product is annotated as phosphorylated CTD interacting factor 1. Lineage: Eukaryota; Metazoa; Chordata; Chondrichthyes; Rajiformes; Rajidae. Gene Ontology annotation, molecular function: RNA polymerase II C-terminal domain binding; mRNA (2'-O-methyladenosine-N6-)-methyltransferase activity. The transcript is spliced from 18 exons. Gene Ontology annotation, cellular component: nucleus. Bases 20 to 2683 code for a protein of 887 amino acids. The record is from RefSeq and is a predicted model, not a curated record.
CCGCGCAUUACACCGGCACAUGCCGCGUGACGAGAGCGGUACCGCGCACCUCACCAGUGUCCGUAACUCCCGCCAGGACGCGAGGAGGAGAGAGCCGGGGAGGCAGUGGCGGCGCUGCGAGCGGGCUCCCUGCCGUCGCCAUCUUGAGGCUAUUACUGUGACACCACUCGGGAGCGCGGUCUGCUCGUCCGUCGGCGCCGAUGCUCUGCCUCCUCUCCCGAUUAAAGAAAAGCCAUUAGCCUAUGCAUCUGUCCUUAAUUGUCGAGAAAGUAAUGGGUAUUUCAAAGUUUGCAGGGCAAAUGCAAACAAAAUGGCAAGUGAAAAUCACAGCAGCCUGCAAGCAGGGGAUCCCACGACAAUUAUCCGUCCAGCGAGUACUUCUGAACAAGGACAACCCUCAUCACCAAAGUCUGUAAAACCUUUGGUGCAGGAUUUGCCAGAUGAGCUGGUGCAGGCAGGAUGGUCGAAGUGUUGGAGUAGGAGAGAAAAUAGGCCAUAUUACUUCAACAAGUUCACCAACCAGUCGCUCUGGGAGAUGCCUGUAUUUGGACAGCAUGACAUCAUUUCUGAUCCUCUUGGGUUAAAUGCAACUGUGGAAUCAGGUGACGGAGAUUCAAUAGCUGACAAUGCACAACGGAAGAGACGACAUUCUGAAGAAACCCAGCAGCAAUCAACAAAUAGCUUCAAAAGACCCAGAGUACAUGGAGAAGUGGUGCAACCGAGGAGGAAAUGGUCCCACUGCAGCGUUUCAAAGACAGAUGCCUCCUUAACUCCGACAACUCCUAUUUCUCCCAUUGUUUCUGGUGCUCCAAGCACACCUAUAUCCCGAACAAGUGGAUCCAAAUCAUCUGAUGAAAAACCCCAACCUGCGCCUUCAUCAUUGGUGCCACCGGCAUCAGCACCGGCAUCAGCACCGGCACCGGCACCGGCACCAGCACCGGCAGCGGCACCAGCACCAGCACCGGCAGCAGCAGCUACAUCGGCAGCGACAUCGGCAGCGACAUCAGCAGCGACAUCAGCACCGUCAUCGUCCUCGUCCUCAUCCUCAUCCUCGUCAUCAGCUGUUCAUACACCUGCAUCUGUCCGUCCAACAGCUGUUUACUGGGACCUUGAUAUUCCAACAAAUGCAGUAAUUAAGGAGCGUGCUCCAUUUGAGCUACUUCCGCCACACCCGGAUGUAGAAAUGCUACGAUCACAAUUGACAAUAAAACUGAGACAACACUAUCAAGAGCUGUGUCAACAGAGAGAAGGGAUUGAACCGCCUCGUGACUCAUUUAAUCGCUGGCUUUUGGAGCGCAAGGUGAUCGACAAGGGCAUGGAUCCUUUGUUGCCCAGUGAUUGUGAUCCUAUUGUAUCUCCUUCCAUGUUUCGAGAAGUAAUGAAUGAUAUUCCUAUCAGAUUGUCUCGUAUUAAGUACAGGGAAGAAGCCCGAAGAUUACUUUUCAAAUAUGCAGAAUCAGCAAAGCGGAUGAUUGAAUCGAGGAAUGCUACACCAGAUAUCAGGAAAACUGUAAAAUGGAACGUUGAAGAUACCUUCAAUUGGCUACGAAAGGAGCCAUCUGCGACAAAAGAAGACUAUAUGGAGCGGCUUGACCAUUUGCGGAAGCAAUGUGGACCUCAUGUAGCAGCAGUGGCUAAAGAUUCAGUAGAAGCAAUCUGUGGGAAGAUCUAUUGCAUAUCUGGUGAAUAUGUGAAGCGUGUCCGAGACAAGCAUUUAGCAGUACUGAGUGAAUGCAAUAUGUCAGAAGAGUUGGAGAGGCCCGAGGUAACGGACAGAUUGGUGUAUUGUUAUCCGUCAAGGCUUGCAUACUCUACGAUUCCACUCCCACGCGUUGAAAUGCACUUUGAGAAUGAUAUUGCAUGUGUACGAUAUAAAGGAGAAGUUAGGAAAAUCAGCCGGAAUUACUUAAAUAAAUUGGAACAGUUGUAUAGGUACAGUUGUAUUGAUGAUCCACGGUUUGACAAGUUUUUGGCAAGAGUCUGGUGUUUACUCAGGCGAUACCAGACCAUGUUUGGUCCUGGAACACAUGAAGGCACUGGGCUGCAAGGGGCAUUACCAGUAUCUGUAUUUGAAACAUUGAACAAGCAGUUUGGUGUGACGUUCGAGUGCUUUGCAUCACCAUUGAACUGUUACUUCAGACAGUAUUGCUCUGCGUUCCCUGACACUGAUGGCUACUUUGGUUCCAGGGGCUCAUUCUUGACUUUCUCACCAGUCGGCGGCUCCUUUGAAGCAAAUCCUCCGUUUGGUGAAGAGCUGAUGGACAGUAUGGUCGCACAUAUGGAGAACCUUCUGGGCAAUUCAAACGAGCCACUCUCCUUCAUUGUGUUUGUCCCAGAAUGGAGAAACCCUCCAACACCGGCUUUGGUCCGAAUGGAGGAGAGCAAGUUUAAGCGGCACCAGGUUCUCAUCCCAGCCUAUGAGCAUGAGUACAGGAGCGGAGCACAGCACAUCUGCAAAAAGGAAGACAUCUAUUAUAAAGCUGUGCACUCAACAGCUCUCAUCUUCCUGCAGAAUGAUGCUGGAUUUGCAAAAUGGGAACCUGCGCAGGAGCGGGUGCAGGAAUUAAUGGCAGCUUAUAAAAUAGCAGGAAAGUCAUCAUCUUCUUCGUCCUCCUCUGUGACACCUGGUGAUAAAGAUCAGGAACAGAAUCGGGACCAAAGCAGCAACACCGAGCACCUUUGAACUGUAAUUGAUAAAGGAACCACAACACAGCUAAUACUCUGUGUGGUUUUAAACAGACUGAUUUGAAACAAGCUGCAUAACCAUUGUCAUCACCAGCAAGAAAUGUACAUAUGUACAGUGUCUUUCUAAACAGAACCACAGUUCUGGAUUCUUAAUGUUUUUGUUUGUUGCUUUUAUUUUUACCAAGGUAUGUAGCAGAGAGAAGCAGAAUGCGUCUGUGUAAUAUAUUCUAUGAAAAUAUUUCAUAACAGAAUACAGUGUCUGUUUUAUCAGCUUUUUUUAAAUUUUUUUGAGAUUAUGCAAUUCCGCCUAAUUUUUGUAAACUUUGCAAAUAGUGGCUGUAGACAUUCUCCAUUUUAAUGCCGUGAGUAUAGGAAUUUCUUUAUAUUGCUGAGAAUUAAGUUUAAGUGUACAACCAGAUGGAUAGGAAUUGAUUGGUGUUGCUUCUUGUUGACCUAUGUAGACUAUCUCUGAAUUAUUCAGACAGCUUCACGCACUGAGUGUGCAAAUGUACAUCAUCCAAUGUGUACUGUGCGGCUUUGCAUCUAAUUCUUCACUGGCACGGGAAUAUGAUGAAUUUUUGAAAGAAAAUCUUGAAAGCUACAGGAAGAACAGAGAGAUGGGAUGAGAGCACAGGUUGUACAGCAUGGGAUCCUUUAACUUUUUCUCAUGAAACCUGUGGAGAUUUGCUUUGUGCACCCAGUCAUGGUUAGUUUCCCAAUUGCGUAACAUGCUGUGGAUUGAGAGAUAGUGAUUCCAGACAACGGCAGUCUUCUGCUACCUGACAACAAGUCAGAUUCAAGUUAGCAGAACAACUUCAUUCUUAUCAGGGCCACCCAGUGAAGGGUUAAAUGCAGGAUUGCUUUGUCUAGAAGUGUUUAUCAAGAUAUUCUGUCACAGAGUAACUGAGAUUGUAAGAUAUUGCGUGUCCAUGCAUUGUCUCAACCACAGCACCAAGCACCAGCACAGCCAGGCCACCAGACCUUUUUCUCUGCUUUUGCCAUAUCUGCUGGAAGAUACACACAUGCCACAAAGCGGUGGGGAACUGGUGAUUACCUCAUAACCUUUGGGGUAUAACCACUCUUUUGGUUCAAUUGCACUGAGAAUUUGGUUGAUGCUUCACAGAACUGAAGUCCAGGUUUGAAACUCUUCUGAUUGAACUUACAGGCAUUCAAGCUUGAAGACCUGGCUGGUCUGGGCAGGGCUGUAUCCUAAGUAUUGUAUGACAGUCUUACUGUAACAGUACACAACAUCAGGUUGGAUGAGCAGCUUCCUACUACAAAACCUUAAAACAGCAGUGCAAAGUGAA